Molecule: messenger RNA, 2412 nt
Organism: Symbiodinium pilosum
Lineage: Eukaryota; Dinophyceae; Suessiales; Symbiodiniaceae
Source: the annotation of a GenBank genome assembly
AUGGACCAGGCGUGGAAAGACUUCGAGCAAGACCCCAGCCAAAAGCAGCUGCUCCAUGUAAUGGAGUUGGCGCGUCAAGCUGGCGAUACCACAGAAGCGGAGUACAAGAAGAAGGCGCAAACGCACCUUCCGAAGCUGCUGCCUGAGUCGUUGCAAUCUCUCGACCUUCCUGAGAAGCACCAUCUCUGGAUACUUGAAGAGGACAUUGCAGAUGAGGAUGAGUUGAUGAUUGCUCUGAUUCAGGAGAAAGAUCAUCCUCUGAACAAGGAGCGCAAAGAGGUUUUCAAUUCCAAGAUCAAAGCGGACAUUCCGAAGGUAGGACUUCCAACGCUGGAGCUGUUGAGCCAAGCAGAGGAUCAUCCGCGGCGUGUCAAGCUAAGAGAAGAGCUCCGGAUCUUGUCCGCUCUUCACACCGUUGGUGGAGGCGACUUGCAGAGCGACUGGGUCAAGAAGCUUGUGCAGGAAUGUCCAAAUGUUGCGACCCUACAGAAGCUGCCUUACGAGCAGAAGCAGGGACCCUGCUUGCGAGCACUUCUGGAGAACUCCACUGCUGGGCAGAAGCAGGCAAUUAUGGACUUGUAUGUCGAAGGAGACCCUCUUCGCAAGCAGCUUCUUGAGAACCGCCUGGACUUUUGCAUGGAGCCCACCCUCAAGCAAAAGCAAGUUGACGACAUCUCCAAGAUGGCCCCUAACACCAUGAAGGAAGUCCUCGCAGCAAUGCCGCCAGGGUCAAGGACUGCCCAACAUGCUCUUCGAAGAGCUCACAAUGAACUGAGCCCCGAGUGGAGGCAGGAAUUGGCCAAGAAGAAAAAGGAGGAAACCGAGCAAAGGAGCAAGCUGCAAAAGGCUCAGAAUGAGCUGCAUGAGGCAGAGCAUGCAUUGGCCGCAGCUCGACAGAAGGCUGCAACAGAUGAUGCUUCCAACGCGCUCGAAAAGGCCAAGAAGGCAGCUGAGGAGAAAAUACAGAAGGUCAUGACUGCACUGAAGGUGUCAGAUUGGAAGGGAAGCGUGGAUGAUGUGGACAAACUGAUGCCAAUGAUUCAGGGAGCCGUGGCUGGCUCCCUCGCAUCGUGCAAUGAGUGGAGCACUCCUGAGGAGAUAGCCAAUCGAGCCAGUGGGGGGCUUGCUCGACAUGCUGUGCGGCUGUCACCAGACAAACCGGUGCUUCAGAAUGAACAGCCUACGCAUCCACUGCUUGCAGACUUUCCCUGCGUGGAGUGGGUCGGGCCGCCACCAGGGGAGCAGAGUACUGUCAUAAACUACUGUUCCGAGCACACGGCCCACUUCGAGAAGCAGGUGGAGUGUCAAGGUUGGCAGACAGCAGUCAGCGCCAACUUCGAGGGAUUCGGCGCGAAGGCGGCGUAUACAUAUGCACGAGCGCACGAGGAGCACAACGAAAGCCUGAAUCAAAACAAGGGGACGACCAGCUGCGGAAGCAAAGUGACAUACGUCUACUCUCCACAAGGUGCCUUCAGGAUUCCGAGGGAUGCGCUUAUGCUGUCCUCUGAGGCAAAGGAGGCUGCCAAGACGAUCACCGACUCAGUUGAGAAGGCCAAGAAAUUCCUGACGAUUCGUGGGGAUCACGUGUUUGCAGGAUUGCACGUCGUGGGGGGCAUCUGGAUCUCAAAUCAGACAGCAUCUUCUAAGAGGAAGAUCACAACUGUCGAGAUGAUGAAGGCCUUUUCAGACUCGCAAUCACACGGCGCAUCAGCGGGUUUCAGCGGUUUUGGAGUGUCUGGCGGUGCCUCACUGGAGCACUCAGAGGUGGAAGCGAAAGGUGAGGCGGAAGGCGACCACACGGAGAAAGUCCAAAUUGAAAAGCGCACAAAGGUCACCAUGUUUGGCCCGAACAUUCAAUGCCCUGACCUGUUCAAGCAGAAGCUGUCAUCUUCGCCCGGCACUUGGCAUUUGAUUGAUCGGCAGGGAGGACAGAUUGAAGAUUACAUUCCUGUUUGGGAACUUCUGGAGAAGGAAGGGAUGCCUGAGCAGGCCCAGAUGUUGAAGCUUGCCUGGAUGCAGACACGAGUUGGUUACAUGGCUCUGGGCGAUCUAGCGAAGGCUUUUCUAUUCAUGGCCGAUUCCGAAUUGACAGAUUCCUUGACCUUGCCGCCAUACCUGUUGGUGGCUAAGCUACAGCACGUCAUUGUCUCCGCAACCCAGAUUGAGUCCAAGCUGAGCUUUCUUACUCCUCCAGUGGGUGCUUUGAAGGCACUUCUGGCGCGACCGAACUUCAGCGCGGCAAUCCUUGCAGUCAUACGUGGAUCUCUGGAUGAGGCGUCGCCGGAUGCCACCGUGUUCCGAGCAGGUCAACGCUUUCUUCAGUAUGUCUUCAGGGAGGAGUGUCUCAAGACCGAGCUGAGGAAGCUAUUGGCCAAGGACAGCCGCCAUGUUUUUAAGGGUCAUGCAGGGUAG